This is a messenger RNA of Drosophila serrata, 1297 nucleotides long. It is a transcript of the gene Sps2, whose product is annotated as Selenophosphate synthetase 2. Lineage: Eukaryota; Metazoa; Arthropoda; Insecta; Diptera; Drosophilidae. The record is from RefSeq and is a predicted model, not a curated record. Gene Ontology annotation, biological process: L-selenocysteine biosynthetic process. Gene Ontology annotation, molecular function: ATP binding; selenide, water dikinase activity. Gene Ontology annotation, cellular component: cytoplasm.
UUAUAACUAUUCUACCAUCCCUAGUUCAGACCACGAGCAGACCGUACAAAAAUAAUAAAAUAUAAAAUAUGUUUCGACCUGAGGAGCAUGGGCUAGAGCCCGAUUUUCAAUUAACUAAAUUCACAACGCACACCGGAUGAAGUUGUAAAAUCCCCCAAAAAGAACUGGAAAAGUAUCUUAGGGGAACGGAAAUAGCGAAUAAAAACAACGAUGGAUACCAUAUCGGCUCUGGAAUGGACUGUGCAGUUAUACCACUAAAUCAGCAUAAAGAAUUACUACUUGUUCAAACCGUGGAUUUCUUUUAUCCCAUGGUAAACGACCCGGAAAUUUUGGGUCGCAUUGCUCUAGCCAAUGUUUUGAGCGAUGUGUUUGCCGUUGGUGUGACGGACUUUGACUCAGUGGAAAUGAUCCUUAGCACAUCGACAAGCUUUACGGACACUGAACGAGACGUAGUCAUUUCACUAAUCAUGAAGGGUUUCCAGGACUCCUUGAAAAGCAAUGGCUAUAGAAACACUCCAUUGAUUAUCAGGCAACUGAAGAUCAACCCCUGGUGUAUUGUGGGUGGCAUUGCGACGUCUGUCUGCAAAAAUAGGGAAAUAAUUUUACCCUCCAAUGCUCAACCUGGCGAUGUUUUGGUACUUACAAAGCCCCUAGGCGGUCAGAUGGCAAUGGAUGCUCAUCUCUGGCAAUUAAAUAAAACGGAGAAAUACAAAACCCUCAUGUCCGAGUUCAAUGACGACGAUAUCAAGGAAACGUUUGAAAUAGCAGUUAAAUCAAUGACAUAUUUAAACAAAAAUGCCGCCCUGCUGAUGCACAAAUAUCAGGCUCAUUGUGCCACCGAUGUCACUGGUUUCGGUUUAUUGGGUCACGCCAAAAAUCUAGCAGAAUAUCAAAAGGAAAAGGUUUUGUUCAAAGUUGAGAAGUUGCCGAUUAUCAAAAAUGUCUUGAAAUUCAGUUCCUUGAUUGGCCAAAGUACAAAGUUUCGUUCUGGGCGAUCAGUUGAAACGUCUGGCGGCCUAUUGAUGUGCCUUUCUCCCGAUUCUGCCGACCAAUUUUGCCAGGAGUUUGAUCAAGUCACCAAAGGAGCUCAAAAGUGCUUUAAAAUUGGUUACGUAGUGCACGCUGAAAAUGAGUCCGAUGCUGUUUUAUGUGAUAAUGUCGAUUAUAUUGAAGUCACCCUUUAGUCGAAUGGAAAAAAAAUGAAAUGGAAAUGAAAAUGGAAUAAUUGAUUAUUCAGCUUAUGAUGAAUAUUUCAUAAAGGUUUUUAAGCUUGGAAAUAUUCUGAUCUUUAUUGUAC